CCGCUCGCACAUGCGCAGUCGCUCUCGUCUCGGUAAGGAGCAAAGAUGGCGUGUUCCGCGGCUCGCAGCUCCGCACGCUGGAUCUCAGCGGCCGUGUCCUCCAGCCACAGCCGGGCAUGCUCACCCUUCAUUCCCCGAGCGGAUGGAGCCUACAGGGGCUUCAAGAGCCUGUCAGGCCGGCAGAUGUGGACGACACGCGGCGGGCUCUCCGGAGGAGCCGGGGCUGCGGUGACAUUGAGCGGCAUGACAGCUAUAGGCUCUUCGCACGUCGUCUGUAAGAUGUCAUUUCACACCAGCGCUCCUUCAAGAAAACAAGACUUCUACCAGAUUUUAGGAGUUCCUCGCUCGGCAACGCAGAAAGAGAUCAAGAAAGCUUAUUACCAGAUGGCCAAAAAGUAUCACCCAGACACUAAUAAAGAAGACCCUCAAGCUAAGGAAAAGUUUGCACAGCUAGCGGAAGCCUAUGAGGUUCUCAGUGACGAGGUAAAGAGGAAACAGUACGACACGUACGGUUCUGCAGGGUUUGAUGCGGGUCGCGCCGGUGCGGGACAUCAGCAGUAUUGGGGUGGAGGGACCAGCAUUGACCCGGAGGAGCUUUUCCGCAAGAUUUUUGGCGAGUUUUCUGGCGCUCAGGGCUUUGGGGAUUUCAACGCCAUCUUCAAUCAGCCACAAGAGUAUGUGAUGGAGCUGACAUUCGCUCAGGCUGCUAAAGGAGUGAAUAAGGAGAUCACAGUGAACAUCGAGGGCACGUGUCAGCGGUGUGACGGCAGAGGACAUGAGCCUGGGUCUAAAGUCCAGCACUGCGGAAAUUGUAAUGGCACCGGCAUGGAGACGGUGAACACGGGACCCUUCGUGAUGCGCUCCACCUGCCGGCGCUGUGGAGGGAGAGGUUCGGUCAUCACAUCACCCUGUAUCGCCUGUCGAGGGACGGGACAAACCAAACAAAGGAAAACCGUCACGGUGCCCGUUCCUGCUGGUAUUGAGGAUGGGCAGACGGUGCGAAUGCCUGUUGGGAAGAAAGAGAUUUUCAUUACGUUCAAAGUCCAGAAGAGUCCGAUCUUCAGGAGAGACGGUGCUGACAUUCACUCUGACGUCAUGAUCUCUGUGGCUCAGGCCAUCCUGGGUGGCACCAUCAGAGCGCAAGGACUUUACGAGACCAUCAAUCUCUCGAUCCCAGUUGGAACCCAAACUGACCAGAGGAUCCGGCUGUCUGGUAAAGGUAUACCACGGGUCAGCGGAUAUGGUUACGGUGACCACUACGUCCACAUCAAGAUCAAAAUACCCAAGAUGUUGACGGACCGACAGCGAGCACUUAUGAUGAGCUAUGCGGAGGACGAGUCUGAUGUGGAGGGAACCGUCAACGGAGUGACCAGCACCACUGCAGGAGGGGGCAGUAAUCAGACUGGGACAGGGCACACAGAGAAAGACGAGGGCAUUUUCUCCAAAUUAAAGAAAAUGUUUAGCUCCUCCUGACAGCCACAAACCAGGUAAAAGAUCGGCUGGAAACUGAGAGACUUUGCCUUGCUAGUGGAGAUUGAGAAUUCACUGCAAACAUGAUGGACUUACAACACCGGAGUCUAACUCGGUUCCUGGAGAGCUGCAGCUCUGCAGAGUUUAGUUUCAGCCCUGCUUCAGCACACCUAUCUGUGGGUAUCAAACAAGCCUAAAGCACUCGUUAGUUGGAUCAGGUGUGUUAAAUUAGGGUUGGAACUAAACUGUGCAGAGCUGCGGCUGUCCAGGAAUUGAGUUUGACACCCCUGACUUACAAGAAGUAACAUGAACAGCAUUGAAUUCAUCUGGAAAACGCCUCAGAUACUACACAGAAUGAAGAGCUCUGGACAUACAAUUGACUUUUAAGAGCAGAUCAUUGAGGAUUUUGAUAAACGCACACAUGUACACUCUCAGAAAUAAAAGUACGCGAGGUGUCACUGGGGUGGUACCUUUUUGAAGGGAACACAUUUGUAUCCAAAGGGUGAAUAUUGGUACCUUAAAAGUAUAUGUUAGUACCUAUACAUUUUAAGAGGAACACUUUUUUACUACUUGGGUACUAUUGUACAUUUGAGAUGUUAAAAGGGACCUUUUAGAUACAAGUUUGAACAUUUUUGAAAAGGUACCACGUACCUUUAUUUCUGAAAGUGUACAGUCUUACCUCAACUUUGUGUUAUCAGCCUUAGCACCCACAGCAAUGCUAUUUCUUGGCUUUGGUCGGUAAUUUUAUGUUAAGGUUUAACACAGUCAGUUCUAUUUUCAGACAUUGGAAGUGGAUUGACUUCAGUAGAAUUAUUCAUUGGACAUUAAUGAAGCUCAUUGUUCAAGAUCGACUUCAGUAGAAUUAUUCAUUGGACAUUAAUGAAGCUCAUUGUUCAAGAUCUUUGUUUUGUGUUAAAAGGCUACAUCCGUCUGCUUUAGUUGCAGUGUAAAUAAACAACUGUUAAUAUUAAAUCAUUUUAAUGUGUUGUAGAGA
Messenger RNA from Danio rerio (zebrafish), 2464 nucleotides. NCBI's taxonomy places the organism in Eukaryota, Metazoa, Chordata, Actinopteri, Cypriniformes, Danionidae. The record is from RefSeq and is a predicted model, not a curated record.